AUGGAGGCCUUUCCCAAAUGCAACGUCUUUCUGGGCUUCUCUCCGAACCCCACCUCUGUUCAGGCGUUUGCCAUGGGGCGCGAUCCCGCGGAUCCGAGCGCAGAACCGGUCGUGCAAACCGAUUUGAAAGCCGACGAACUCUCAGUCCCUCUAGCGGUCAUCUUUCAGGAGGGAGGGAGAAUCUUCCUGACAAGCUGCAGGAGGUUUAGGAACGGCUCCUGGCAUGCCGCAAUUCUGGAUGCGUCUCAAACUGAACUACAUAAGGGGGAAAAGUGGGGCAUCGGAGCACCGUCAGAAUAG
Messenger RNA from Klebsormidium nitens, 300 nucleotides. NCBI's taxonomy places the organism in Eukaryota, Viridiplantae, Streptophyta, Klebsormidiophyceae, Klebsormidiales, Klebsormidiaceae. The record is from the annotation of a GenBank genome assembly.